Molecule: messenger RNA, 993 nt
Organism: Arabis nemorensis
Lineage: Eukaryota; Viridiplantae; Streptophyta; Magnoliopsida; Brassicales; Brassicaceae
Source: the annotation of a GenBank genome assembly
AUGGCCGUUGAUUUAAUGCGUUUCCCUAAGAUCGACGAUCAAAAAGCUAUUCAAGAAGCUGCAUCGCAAGGUAUACAGAGUAUGGAGCAUCUGAUUCGUGUCCUCUCCAAUCGUCCUGAACAACACAAGAACGUUGAUUGCUCUGAUAUCACUGAUUUCACCGUUUCCAAAUUCAAAACCGUUAUUUCUCUUCUUAAUCGAACCGGUCAUGCUCGGUUUAGACGCGGUCCGGUUCAUUCCUCUCCUCCUCCUCCGAGUCAGAUCGUGAAAAUCGCUCAAUCUGAAGCUCCGAUUGUUUCUCAACCGAUUAGAAAACCGACGAAUCUCGUUCCUCCACCGUCGUCGAGCUUUGUUCAUUCGAAUCAACCGAGCGUAACACUCGAUUUCACUAAACCAAGCAUUUUCGGAUCCAAAUCAAAGAGCUCUGAGCUUGAAUUCGCAAAAGAAAACUUCAGUGUUUCUCUAAACUCAUCCUACAUCUCGUCGGCGAUCACCGGCGACGGUAGCGUCUCCAAAGGAUCUUCAAUCUUCCUCGCGUCGGCUCCGUCGCAGCCUGUAACCUCCUCCGGGAAGCCACCGCUAGCCGGUCAUCCUUACAGAAAGAGAUGCCUUGAGCACGAACACUCCGAAGAUUUCUCCGGCAAGAUCUCCGGCUCCGGUCACGGCAAGUGCCAUUGCAAAAAAAGAAAAAAUCGGAUGAAGAGAACCGUGAGAGUACCGGCGAUAAGUGCGAAGAUCGCCGAUAUUCCACCGGACGAGUUUUCAUGGAGGAAAUACGGUCAAAAACCGAUCAAAGGAUCACCACACCCACGUGGUUAUUACAAGUGUAGUACGUUUAGAGGAUGUCCAGCGAGGAAACACGUGGAACGAGCUUUGGAUGAUCCAACGAUGCUUAUCGUGACUUACGAAGGAGAACACCGUCAUAACCAGUCCGCGAUGCAGGAGAAUAUUUCCUCUUCAGGUGUUAAUGAUCUGGUGUUUGCUUCGGCUUGA